AUGUGGGGGAGCGCUGUGGACAGUGAGGCGCUUCGGCGCACUGAGUCUGGCAUGCCCACUCAGCAUUGGCACCGGGAUGCAGUUGAAUCCAGGGAAAUAAGAGAUAAUGGAAUGGAGGCUGGUGGCCAGACCACAGGCACAGUAGCCGACGGUACAUGGGGCGAGCAAGACGUGGGCGGCUUUGACGAGCAGAAUGCGAUGCAGGAGUAUGAGGCGCUUAGAAAUAACCUACUGCACCUGCACAAGACGCGCACUCGUGACUCCCAACGCAAAGACACGGCGGGAAUUUCCAGCACGAAGAGCCGAGUACCAUUCGGUCGUUCUCUCUCCCGGCCAAAGACUACAGAGACAUGUGGCAGUCAUCCAGGAGAAGACGAAGCUCCAGAUGACGAAGACGGUUUUGAGCUGGCCAACUUCAUGCGUCAAGGCCACUUCGAAAAGCGAACGGAAGCGGGCUCUGAGAAGAGAGUUGGGCUUGUCUACCGAAAUCUGACAGUCAGAGGCGCUGGGAGUACCAGCACAUUCGUACGCACCGUCCCGGACGCGAUUGUUGGGACAUUCGGGCCUGACCUGUACAACCUAUUAUCGCGUUUCUUGCCGUUUCUCAGGCCUGCGCAGUCGCCGACUCGAACCCUCAUCCACGACUUCACCGGAUGCGUGCGCGACGGCCAGAUGAUGCUGGUUUUGGGAAGGCCAGGUGCUGGGUGCAGUACAUUUCUCAAGGCUGUCAGCAACAACACAGAGACUUUCGCCGCCGUGGAAGGGAACAUAUCGUAUGGUGGCAUCUCGGCGGAUAAACAGAAAAGGAUGUAUCGCGGAGAGGUCAAUUACAACGCCGAAGACGACAUUCAUUUUGCACCCCUGAGUGUCUGGCAGACACUGACCUUUGCGUUGAAGAACAAGACGAGGAAACACGCCCAAGAGGACAUCCCGGUCAUUGUCAAUGCACUAAUGAGAAUGUUUGGAAUCAGCCAUACGAAGCAUACCCAGGUUGGAGAUGAAUAUACCCGGGGUGUAUCUGGAGGCGAGCGCAAACGUGUAUCCAUUGCCGAGACGCUGGCAUCGAAAUCAACUAUUAUGACAUGGGAUAACUCGACACGUGGAUUGGAUGCCUCGACAGCUCUGGACUAUGCGAGAUCGCUUCGUAUCAUGACUGAUAUAAGCAACCGCACCACCCUUGUGACCCUGUACCAAGCUGGUGAGGGCAUCUAUGAGAUAAUGGACAAAGUACUGGUCAUUGAUGAGGGUCGAGAGAUAUUCUCAGGCCCUGCGAAGGUCGCAAAGCAAUACUUUAUUGACUUGGGCUUCGAAUGCCCUGACCGUCAGACCACUGCCGAUUUCCUAACCGCAGUUACAGAUCCGAACGAGCGACGUAUAAGAUCUGGGUUCGAGAACAAAGUACCCCGGUCUCCUGAAGAACUGCAAAAGGCAUUUCGCAGCUCCGAGUACUAUACGAGGUUGCUGGCUGAUGUCGAGAGCUACGAGCAGCAUUUGCAGCGCACUGAUUUUGAGGCUGCGAAGCGAUUUGAAGGCGCAGUCCAGGAGUCAAAGUCAAAGACCGUGCGUCACAAGUCUUCGUAUACCGUUUCCUUCGUACAGCAAGUCCUGGCCUGUACUCAGCGCGAGUUCUGGCUUCUUUUUGGGGACACAAAAACUCUAUGGACCAAGCUGUUCAUCAUCAUCUCCAAUGGACUCAUCGUUGGCUCGAUCUUCUACGGACAGUCACUCUCGACUGAAGGGACUUUCAGCCGUGGAGGCGCAAUCUUCUUCUCUAUCUUGUUCCUAGGCUGGCUUCAACUGUCGGAACUCAUGAAAGCAGUAUCUGGGCGCGCAGUAGUCGCCCGCCACAAGGACUACGCAUUCUACCGGCCCUCGGCAGUCGCUGUUGCCCGAGUGAUACAAGACCUCCCAGUCAUAGCUGUGCAGGUCUGUAUUUUUGGCGUCAUCAUGUAUUUUAUGACUGGCCUGGACCUGGAUGCCGGCAAAUUCUGGAUUUACAUGCUCUUUGUAUACGUUACGACCAUCAACCUCACGGCCCUCUACCGCAUGUUUGCUAGCUUGUCUCCGGAGAUUGAUACAGCUGUGCGGUUCUCUGGGAUCGCUCUUAACUUACUUGUUAUCUACACUGGUUACAUGAUCCCAAAAACGCAACUUUUAUCAAACUAUAUAUGGUUUGGCUGGCUGUACUGGAUCAAUCCAGUGUCGUAUAGCUUCGAGGCGGUACUUUCAAAUGAAUUCACCAGUCGACAGAUGCAAUGCGCUGCAAGCCAGCUUGUACCCCAGGGGCCUGGUGCGCAACCCGCAUAUCAAGGCUGUGUUGUUAGUGGCGCUGGAGUUAAUGCGCAGGCGGUGUCUGGUGAUGACUACAUUCAGUCCUCUUUCGGAUAUAGUCGAUCACAUCUCUGGCGUAACUUCGGCGUGGUCAUCGCGUUCACGGUCCUCUACCUCCUGGUCACACUCCUUGCCACGGAAUUAUUCAGCUUCGCUUCAGGUGGAGGUGGCGCCCUCAUUUUCAAGAAAAGCCACCGGGCCAAGCGACGGGUCAAGCUAACCCAAUCACCAUCAGAAGAAGAAAAAACCUCAGGCGGUGGGAGCGACUCGAAUGACCAGUCUUCCAGUACUAAGCUAGGAGACUCGCCGGCGUCGGCUGGGAAUGAGAGUGAAGGUAUGGAGCAGCUUACGAAGAGCGACUCCAUAUUCACCUGGAGAGAUGUGGAGUACACAGUUCCUUAUUUGGGUGGCGAACGUAAGCUGCUGAACAAAGUCAAUGGCUACGCAAAACCUGGGCUUAUGGUAGCUCUCAUGGGAGCGUCCGGUGCUGGCAAGACCACGCUUCUAAAUACUCUUGCUCAACGACAACGCACUGGAGUUGUCUCCGGCGAGAUGUUCGUCGACGGCCGACCGCUGGGCACCGACUUUCAACGUAACACUGGAUUUUGUCUUCAAGGGGAUCUCCAUGAUGGUACACAAACCGUCCGAGAAGCAAUCGAAUUCUCGGCAAUACUGCGUCAAGAUGCGUCGAUUCCUCGGAGCGAGAAGCUCGAGUAUGUGGACAGGAUCGUUGAUUUAUUGGAGUUGCAAGACCUUCAAGAUGCCAUCGUAAUGUCACUAGGGGUUGAACAGCGGAAGAGGCUCACGAUCGGAGUUGAGCUUGCCGCGAAGCCCUCGCUGCUACUGUUCCUGGAUGAACCUACCUCGGGUUUGGACUCUCAGUCGGCAUACUCGAUCAUCCGAUUUUUGAGGAAGCUCAGCAGAGCUGGUCAAGCCAUCGUGUGCACAAUCCACCAGCCCAGCUCGAUCCUGAUACAGGAAUUUGACAUGGUUCUCGCUCUUAAUCCUGGUGGAAAUACUUUUUACUUUGGACCGAUCGGCGAAAACGGGAAAGAUGUUAUCGAGUACUUUGGCGAACGUGGUGCUGUGUGUCCCCCCAACAAGAAUGUCGCCGAGUUUAUUCUCGAGACUGCUGCGAGGCCACACAGGAAACCAGAUGGAACAAAAGUCAACUGGAAUGACGAGUGGAGUGAUAGCGACCAGGCACUGCGAGUUAUUGAAGAGAUUGACGGACUCAAGCAAGUCCGCAGCAGAGCCUCGCAGCCUGAGAAGGUCACAAAAGCCCAGCAGAAGGAAUAUGCGGCAUCCGUCUGGCUGCAGACAACUGAGUUGACCAAACGAAUGUUCAGGCAGUAUUGGCGGGAUCCUUCCUACCUAUAUGGCAAAUUCUUUACCUCUGUGAUCAUGGGUAUAUUCAAUGGUUUCACUUUCUGGCAGCUUGGCUACACGAUCCAAGACAUGCAAAACCGCAUGUUCACAAGCUUUCUCAUCAUCACAAUCCCAGCGACCGUCGUAAACGCGGUCGUACCCAAAUUUUUCGGCAACAUGGCUCUCUGGCAGGCACGAGAGUACCCGUCCCGAAUAUAUGGAUGGGUUGCCUUUUGCACUGCGAAUAUUGUUGCCGAAGUUCCUGCGGCCAUUAUCUCUGGUUUUCUCUACUGGGUUCUUUGGUACUGGGCCACUGGCUUGCCUACCGAGAGCUCCGUCUCGGGGUAUGCAUUCCUAAUGACUGUGUUGUUCUUCCUUUUUACGAACAGCUGGGGUCAGUGGAUCUGUGCCUUCGCUCCUAGUUUUACUGUUAUCUCCAACGUGUUACCUUUCUUCUUUGUCAUGUUUGGGCUAUUCAACGGAGUGGUACGGCCUUACUCAUCGCUCCCUGUAUUCUGGCGAUAUUGGAUGUAUUGGGUCAACCCGUCCACGUACUGGAUCGGCGGAAUGCUUGCAGCGACGCUUGACGGUGCCCCUAUACAGUGUGCAGACGAGGAGACAGCACGCUUCGAUCCACCACCAGAUCAGACCUGCCAGGCCUAUGCAGGAAUAUUUGCGGAGCGUGCCGGAGGGUACCUGCUCAACCCUGAUGCAACUAUCGGGUGCAUGUAUUGCCCUUACACAGUCGGCAACCAAUACCUGGCAACAUUGAACAUCGACGCAAGCCAGAAAUGGAGAGACUUCGGUAUUUUCUUGGCCUUCUGUAUCUCCAACUGGGCAUUGGUAUACUUCUUCAUCUUCACAGUUCGUGUCAAAGGGUGGAGUUUUGGAAUGGGAUAUAUCUUUGGGGGACUUGGCAAAGUUGUAGAUCUGUCGAAGAAGCCCUUCCGGUCUAACGCCAAGAAGGAGCAUCAGUGA
Messenger RNA from Neoarthrinium moseri, 4677 nucleotides. RefSeq lists its product as uncharacterized. Gene Ontology annotation, cellular component: membrane. Gene Ontology annotation, molecular function: ABC-type transporter activity; ATP binding; ATP hydrolysis activity. Lineage: Eukaryota; Fungi; Ascomycota; Sordariomycetes; Amphisphaeriales; Apiosporaceae. The record is from RefSeq and is a predicted model, not a curated record. The coding region runs from base 1 to 4677 and encodes 1558 amino acids. Gene Ontology annotation, biological process: transmembrane transport. The transcript has 4 exons.